Molecule: messenger RNA, 630 nt
Organism: Coprinopsis cinerea okayama7#130
Lineage: Eukaryota; Fungi; Basidiomycota; Agaricomycetes; Agaricales; Psathyrellaceae
Exons: 4
Coding region: 1-630 (209 amino acids)
Source: RefSeq, a predicted model, not a curated record
AUGAGCAAGCUAUCUUUUGUCUUGUUCUCGCUCCUCAGUCUCUCCAUCUCCUUCAUUUCUCCCCGAGUUGGAGUUGGCGCGGCUUCGGUCUCUACCUGCGUCAACGACUGUUUCGUCGCAGCUGCUUCGGAAGGGGGAUGCGCAAGCAUCGACGACAUUGAGUGCCUCAAAGCGUCUCCGACAUUUGAAUCCAUCGCGGCGAAAUGUAUCGCAGACAACAGAUGCACCGAGCUUACAGACUCGGACGAAGGUGGUGAUAGCGCCAGAGCAACCUUCACCGCCCUCUCUGUCUUCGACGCACUUGCUCCGGCCGGGCACCAAGACGGGUACGCCAACGGAACCCCUGUCCGCAGGAGCGCCCUCUUCGGCCCGGGAGCCGUCUCCCCCGCUUCGAACCUGGCCAAGCGCCAAUGCAAUACAGGUCGAGGGCUCUGUGUCAGCGGAGGGGAAUCGAGGUGCAGGGCCUACUGUCAGAGCUGCCAUGUCGACAACCAAGGGAGAUGCGGCGUGGACUGUACCUCAGGCCUGUGCACUGGCUUUUUGGGACUCACCUGCGCUUGUCAGGUUCCUUGCUUCCUUUUGCAUAGCACCAUUGACAAGUUGGCUUGGCACGAGCCUGAAGCGUCAUAG